This is a messenger RNA of Saccharomyces kudriavzevii IFO 1802, 441 nucleotides long. RefSeq names its product ribosome-associated Tef1p biogenesis chaperone CHP1 (gene CHP1). Bases 1 to 441 code for a protein of 146 amino acids. Gene Ontology annotation, cellular component: cytoplasm. The transcript has a single exon. The record is from RefSeq and is a predicted model, not a curated record. NCBI's taxonomy places the organism in Eukaryota, Fungi, Ascomycota, Saccharomycetes, Saccharomycetales, Saccharomycetaceae.
AUGUCCACUUUCAAUGCUGAAACUGCUGAUAAUCUAGAAGAUAUCGAAAAACAAUUUGCUGUUGUUGCUGUUGAACAAGCCGAAACUUACUGGAAAUUGCUAACAAGCAUUCCAGGUUCCAAGCUUCGUCUGACGAAGUUCGAUGAUGAAAUUUACGAAAACUUUAUAGAAAGAUUUCCAGAAUACAAGGAUGUUGAAAGAGUCAAAAAGUUUACGGACGGAGAGUUAAAGACCAAAGAAGCCAAGGAAAGAUGGAGAAAAUUCUUCACAAUUUUUGAAAAAAAAAUCGAGGAUUACAACUUCGGUACUUUAUUGAGAACAGACGCCUCAGCUGAGUACGGUGAGUUAACUACGUGCUUUGUUGUGAGACUACAGUUUUAUGCCUUUGAAAUAGCCAGAAACAAACAUGGUUUGAACGAUUGGAUUGUCGGCCACAAAUGA